Tigriopus californicus is the source of this 7088-nucleotide messenger RNA. Its product is annotated as calcium-activated chloride channel regulator 4-like. The record is from RefSeq and is a predicted model, not a curated record. The transcript has 6 exons. NCBI's taxonomy places the organism in Eukaryota, Metazoa, Arthropoda, Copepoda, Harpacticoida, Harpacticidae. Bases 1873 to 5706 code for a protein of 1277 amino acids.
GCCUCCAAAGGCAGCGAAAUGUCUGGCUGACUGACUGACUGAUGGACGGUAAAGCACCUGAAAGCUGCUGUGUGGAUGGUAAUGCGAACGCGAUGGAAGGUACUACUUCGUGGUUGAGCUAUGGCAGAGGGAGCACCUGGCCAAAGUGCCCAUGGAGGAGCUUUUGGAGGUGGUGGCAGAGGGAGUAUGACAACAACGUGAAGGUAGCAGUUCCUACGUCCUAUCCAUAGCCCAUACCUCUCCUCACGGUUACGUAUGGAAGGAAAGACUCCAGUGCAUAGUCGUGCCACAAAGACACACCAGCAGACCUGUGAAUAGAGAGAGGACCGAGGAGGACCCCUCAAUCCAUUACAGUACAGAGCAUGGAUGGUGGUGGGUACUACUAGUCUACUACUCUACGCACACAUGCGAGAACUACGAGGAUGGAACACGUACAGAACGCCGCUUCUUCUCUGACUCAGUUGCUUAUACACAAGAGAGACGAGAGCUUCAUCGGGAAUAGUCAUCAUAGCCCUCUCGAUAUGUAAAAAAAUGUGAACAAAAGAACACCGAAAAGUGAUUGAAGAAGACGAAUACCUGACUGUCGGAAAUUAAUCAGUGUCUCAACAAAGUGUCGAAAGGUUUCGAAGAACUCUCUGACUCAUUCUACUCUCGAAAAGUAUACAAACCAACACAGUUGAGCAAGCGCAAUCAACCAUCAAAUAUCGCCAAUAAGUGACAAAGGUGUGACGUGGGCUGGUUCCAGUCUCUGUUCAAGUUUGGAGGACCAUGAUGACUAGGGUGAUCUCCCUUCUCUUCGCAUCAUCUCCCGUUUAUGAUUUGUCGCUGAAGAAACGCUUGUCAGAGUGUGUGUGCCAGCAGCAAUCAUGUUAAUUCCUUCCACGAGUUGCGUUUGAACAAUGCUUUGAGAGAAAAUUCCAUUGUUCAAAGAGUUGUUUGGCAUCUUUCACUUUCUCCCGUCUCGGCAUUGCUUCUCCACUCACUCCUGGCGACCAUUCCACCUCCUCCUCCUCCUUCUCCUAUUCUCUUCCUCCUCCCACCAACCCUCCUCACGAUCCCCAUGAGAAAGAAACAAGAAAGAUAUGAGAAAAGAAACUGAAGAGCGACAUCGGUACAGAUCGCCAACUCGACUAGAGUCCGCACACACAUAUCCAUCCAUCCAUUUGCCAACCAAGAAGUGGUAGCAGUUGACGUGAAUUGGCCGGCGAAGACGGAGACGCUCACCGCGAAAGAGGCAGCAGACAACUUAACGAGCUGAGAGGGGCCAAAAUCGUGAAGAGUGAACGAACUAAAAGCUUGUUCGGAGCUCUUCAGGGAAAUCGAGCUCUUUAGCAAAAUCCUCGUCUAUUCCACCCCACGCUCCAGCCAAGCAACCACCAUCUCAAAUGACGACGAGCUGACGAGUCUUCUUGGACAACACAUUUGUGGGCCAAUAUCUCUCUCUCCCCUGAGCAACAUAUGAUUAGUGUUUCGUGAACGUGGAGCCACUACAGAUAAAUGCAACUUUUGUUUGUCCCUAAAGGGGAGCAGAAGUCGACAGAGAGCGAAUAAAUGGACUGAAGUGCUAGAUAGUGGAAGGUGAACUCAGCCACAGAGGACCACCUCAUAUGCAGUUUUUGUGUUCGUCGUUCAAAACCCCACUACAUGUCCAUCGAAGAAGAGCUGGGACCUCAAGACGGAACACACAAAGGGUAGCCUUAUCAGCUAAUGCUCACUUAAGCCCAUUAUUAGUUGGUGAGGGAGGGAACAUAUUCAAAUUGAGUUUGACGACCAAAGAGGGAGGGCGACGGGGACGAGGAAGACCUCGUUUCCAUGGAAUGAAUUGAUUGAACCUGACGAGAAGAAAAACCGAGGCUGAAAAGCCGAGAGUAAAUGACUAGCAUGCAAAAGCUAGCCCCCACACAAUUGGCGCUCCUGCAAAGGAGGAGGAGGAGGCCUUCAGCCUCAACUUCGAGGACGACCUUCCUCUUGGCAGUGAUUGCUUUCAUAGCCCUCUUAUUAGGGGAGAAUUUUCAAUUUGGUUGCUGCGGUUACACCACCAGUCGGAUUUAUAUCGAACCCGAUGGGGGCUAUUCUGGCAUAGCCAUUCGCAUUCAAGACUCCGUUCCCGAGGAGAGGUGUGCAGAAGUCCUCAGAAACUUGAAGGUUGUGCUCUCAAGUGCGUCCAAACGGCUUCAUCAAGCCUUGGACGAGCGAGCCUAUUUCAAAGAUAUCACGGUCAUUGUGCCAAGAAAUUGGCGUGACUCCACAUGUCAGACCCCAAUUGCGGCACCAAUGGGUGGAUCCACAUUUGUGGAUCCAGACAUUCUUGUGGGCAAGGAUGACCCUAUUCAUGGUCACAGCAUAUUCACUCAACAGAGUCGGAGUUGUGGCCAACGAGGCGACUUCAUGUUCGUGCCUUACCUGUUCCUCACCAGUCUCAAUGACACUUGGAGCACAUGGGGUGAUCCAGGCAAGACUUUUGUUCACGAGUGGAGUAAACUUCGUUAUGGGGUAUUCGAUGAAUAUGGUUUUGUCGACGACCCACUUUACCCUAACUACUAUAAGGUGCAAGGGGCUAUUAUUCCAACUGGAACUAGCAAUGUUCCCGUCAGUGGGUCGUGGAGAGACCCAUCAGGAGCAGAGGGUUGCGACCCCACCACAAAAUCGUGCUUCUUCCAACCCGACCUAGGGGCGAACGAUCAAGUGACAUGUUCCCUAGGGACCUAUCCAUUCCUCCCUAAGGUGUCAAGGUAUUGCACCGUCAAGGAGGCAUUAAGUGGUUCGCAUGGCACACUCCCACCCACCAAACAUAACGCCUUGUGUCAGGGACGAAGUGCUUUGGAUGUGAUUUACCAGAACGAUGACUUUUAUAACAAGGACUUGGGCCGAAAUGGGGGUGGUGGGGGGCCAAAAAUCCCCGAGCCUAAAUUCACAGUAGUGAGAGACCCUCAAACGAGCUACGUGUUGUUGAUGGAUGCCUCGUCAUCCAUGAUUCAUAACGAUGUGUGGCGGUGGGUGAGCAAAGCCGCUCAGAAAUUCAUUCGCUAUGAUCUCAAUCGUGGAGCUCGGAUGGCUCUAGUCAGCUUUAGUGAUAGUGCUGUGGUGGCCCAUCCUAUGAUCACUCUGGAGGAUGACAAAUCUCGACGUCGACUCUCGGACACCAUUCCUGACAAGUACAAAGUCCAGCGAAAUUCCGACAAGCGUUGCGUGAUUUGUGGUAUUCAAACAGCUUUACGCUCAGUGCUAAGAGGUUCAGAAGCCGGUGCUCAUAUCAUCCUCGUUUCCAAGGGAGAUAAUCUCACUCUUAGCCUCACCGAUGAGAAUACGAUCCUCGAACAUGCUCGCACUUACAACAUCAAAUUCUCUAAUAUUCUCGUCCCGGGGCGCCAUCCCGCUCUCUCGUUCUACGAUCUGGCCUCCAAGACCUCAGGGGGAAAGGCUUUUGUGUUUCCAAGCCCUGAAAGGCGGGAUGCCGGGGCCAGAUUCUAUGCUCAACUGAUCAGCGCUUUCCAAGAGGUCCUUCGAUUGGACUCGGAAUCACCGUCGGAAAUUCCCGUUAGAGUCCAUACCGAAUUGGCGUUUCGAACGAAUCCCCUGCUAACAAGGGGGAAGUUUACCAUUGACACAACAUUGGGACGAUCCUCUCAAUUUGGAAUCUUGGUCAACGACGCGGACGAUCAUUUCAUGAAGUCUGUCACAUUUUUCGACAAAGAAGGGCAAACAUUUGGCCCGUACAAUAGCUUCUCCAGUGAUUUCAACGUCAUCAACUUGAAAACAAUCAAUUUUCCCCAUGACACAACAAGUCCUCCAUUUGACGACCCCGCUCAUCUUGGGAUGACUUGGCAAUACACGCUUGAAUGGUAUCCUGGAGGAGAUACGAGCCAAGAAAAUGUCAUCCUUGUCGAAUCCAAGCCCAGAAGCCUGGGAUCGUUUGGCCUCAUUGACAUCAAAAUGUGGACCAACAGCGACUCGGCUAGUGAUCUCGUCACCUACAACCACCCGCUCACCAUGUACGUCCAAGUGAGACGUGGAGACAGUCCCGUCCUUCAAGCCAAUGUCUUGGUUGAUGUGUAUAUGGAUACGGAAAAUGGGACCCAGAUCGAAGUGAGCCGGGGCAUUCGCCUCUUCGAUAGCGGUAAUGGAGACCCUGAUCUGGUUGGCGGCGAUGGAAUCUACAGUCGAUACUUAACGACUUAUGAGACCAAAGGUCGCUAUUACUUCGUCAUCAAUGCGGAUGACAAUGAGAAUCGAGCCUACACGAUUCAAAGAAGGCGAGAAAAACGUGCCAUGACGAUGAAACCGCCCAAUCUUCUGUAUCCAGUGUGUUGUGGGAGUCAAAUCAGUGUCCCAGACGGAUCCCAAAUGAGAACCGGCUCGUUCAAAAGACAAGAAAGUGGCCCAGUUCUUCACCUCAUCUCGGUUCCAGAUAAAGCCAGUGACAAAAUGCCUCCCUCGAGAAUCGUGAAUCUUCGCCUGAACAUCAUUGAGGACGAGCGCAAAGUCACCGCUUUGUGGACCGCUCCUGGAGACGACUUCGACUCGGGCUCUGUCCAGAGAUACAAACUCAUGUUCAGCGAAAACGUGGAAGAUCUCAUCGAUCCCGAACGACAAGCCACGAUUAUUCACUCUGUGGAUGGACGCGAGGACGAAAGUGGAACGUCGCAACAAUAUCGCUUCACUUUUGACCAUUUUGAUGUGGACUACCACGUGGCCAUGUUUGCCAUUGAUGACAUGGGCAAUCAAGGCAAUAUCUCAAACAUUGCUCAGAUUCACAUGCCCAAACCAGAAUCGUACAUCGAGGACAGUCAGAACGCUCCGAUUCAAACCGACAACGAAGAGACCGACUGGUCCCUGAUAGGAAUCAUCAUCGGUGUGGUCCUGACUUUGCUGAUUCUUCUAAUAGUGGGAUGCUAUCUGUAUUUCCUCAUGGCUCACCGAAGAAGUCACUACGGAGCCAAGGCGGGCAAAUCCAAAUCGAGUGGUGUCAAUGCUAACAUGAGGCAUCCAGAUGUAUCGGACUCGGGUAGCACCGAGUCCGAGUCUAAGAAUACGAGUUCCCAUCAUCUUGUUCCUCAAAUCAAUACGAUCAGCAAUGCUUACAAGAAGCAACUCCAAGUGUUGGAGAGCAAUGGCCCCGCCAAGAAGGACAGUGCGGCUGAGAUCACACCCACAUAUUGGAGUGCGUCGCAGCUCCUCAAGGAGCACGAGGAGAGACAACGUCGCGAGUCCACUCUUAAUCGAGAUGGUUCCACCCUAUAUUCUCAUCCCAUUCCUGAAUUGAACGAGUCCAUGGACGCGACCUAUCAAGAGGAUCCGUAUGGAACUCAUGCUCAAAACGGAUACUACAAUGCCGCCAUGGAUCCGGGCAUAUAUCACCCUGGUUAUUCAACCAACCAAAGAUUGAGCACGAGCGACUCCGUUCAAGGCUAUCCACCCCUAUUGCCUCUCUACGGAGAUGGCAAAGAGAAUGGAGCCAAUGGUAAUCCAGAAGGGAUCUACUACGGUCACAAUAAUAACCAGCAACAACAGCAACAACAGCAGCAGCAGCAGCAGCAUCAGCUCCACCAGUCAAAUAUGAACCAUGCUCUUUUGCCCAGAGCGAGUGAUCCAGAAUCGAACACAGUGGGUUUCAGCCAUCACAGUCGACAAGGAUCUCUAUUGUCAGUGAGUAGUGGGCGCCCAGGUUCGACCCUCUCCAAGGCUCGAAACAUAACUCAAGUCUAGUUAACAGCAUUAGCUUUAACCAUCUCUCGAACAUGCAAAAAUCGUGAGUGUUCAUUUUCAUUCGUUCACUCGCUUGUUGGUUCGUUCAAACGCUCCUGCCUGGUGAUAUAAUGAGUCCUGUGGAAAGGGACUCUUCCUUUUUUCCUUUUAUCUCCGCUUGUUACCAAAGAUUUUUCGAUCAUUGUCUUCUUUUGGGAGGCCUACCCACCUAGACAGGGCCGUAUGCAUCAUGUGUGAUGGUAUUCACGUUUAAAAACUGCAAACUCUCGCAGCACGCAAAAUGUAGAUUUUUUAGCCAGAUAUGUCAAAUGUGAACUUCAUCUUCCAUCAUUUUGUACACAAUGGCCGCCCCAACAAGGCUUCUUCUUCUUCUACUUCCCCAUAAGAAAUCUGAGCUUCUAAAGAAACCUGUCAAAGGCCAAUUAUUGCGUGCUACUACUGCUGCCGCUACAUUGUACUACAUACUUCAUUGCAUCAGUCUCGCUUGAAAGAGAUCCUCUUCAAAAAUGCAAACUACGCCUACAAGCUUUAACUCGUGAGUGUUCUUUUUGUCUUUUUUUUAAUUGCAUCAAAUCUUCAUUCUUACAUUGUUGUUCAACUUUCAGGGUCUAUUAGAUUGUACAGAAGUAGGUAAUAUGCUUAGAAAGUACUUUUUAACUAACAUGUGCUAGUCCAAUCUCUCACUCAAUGACGACACUUCUUUCUCUGAGGCCUCACGUUCGUCUCGAAUUUUGGGAUCGAUCGUGAGUUGUUAAACCAAGUUUCUCAAACUGCCUAAUCUCAAACGAUUCUCUAUCUCCCAAUUCCCCCUAAUCUCGUUCUCUUCUGCCUGAUUUGAUUCAGAACCAACUCUCUUUCUUGGUUUAACAUUUCCUUGGAGGCGCAUUCAAAGAAGCAGUGAGAAUGGAUGAUCGAAAGAACGAGAGAGAAAGAUAAUAAUGGCAAUAAAUUGGGGGGAAAAUACGGUGAAGCCUCUCAAACGAACGCAUAAACGAGGAGUAGAUCUCGCAGUAAAAACUUGAUUUACACAACGCAUGCGCUCGUUCAUUGACAAUGAAUUCAAAUGCAUUAAAAAUCUAGCAAACACCAUCAAAAUGGAUAAUAAUGCGAAGAGGGCGAGAGUGGAGAGCAAAAAAAUGGCCUCCACUUACGUGGGACAUACCACACAGGGUUCUUGUUUCGUGUGGGAUUUUGCAAGGAUUCUUACAAUAAGAACCCCGGUCUUCGUCAACAACUCCCCUUUUUCCCCAACUCUAAUAUACAAUGUAAUCCUUUGUGUUGUUCAAGAUUGUCUAACGAAUGACGAUUGUGCUGUCAUUUGUGUAUCUCAAUAACGAUAAAUAUGUAAUGGCUGUGACGAAUAAAAAAUGACUCGAUUUUCA